Molecule: messenger RNA, 1884 nt
Organism: Auanema sp. JU1783
Lineage: Eukaryota; Metazoa; Nematoda; Chromadorea; Rhabditida; Rhabditidae
Source: the annotation of a GenBank genome assembly
AUGGCCCAGCAUUUGCCGCGAGCUUUCAACGAUGCUUGGGAAACUGGUAAAGAACAGUUCAGCCAGUACAAACAACCAAUUUCGAAAUUUCUUGGAAAAGAGGGUACGAAUGGAUCGACUCGUUUAGACGAAAAGAAAACCUCUCAAGAAGUAGAUAGUGCUGAGAAUGGAACAAACUUCUAUUCUUAUGAUGAGAAUAGCUCUUCCGCUGUUCAUUCAAAUAAGAUUCUGCAGCUUGUGGAAAAUUCUAAAUGUCUAGCAAGUUGUCGUAAGAGAUGGCAGUUAGCUAUUCUAGCGAAUAUUGGAUUCAUGAUUAGCUUUGGUAUUCGCUGUAACUUCGGAGCAGCGAAGAAUCAUAUGUUCCGUAAUUAUACUGAUCCUUGGGGUGUUGAACAUAGAAGUGAGUUCAAUUGGACUGAAACAGAGCUUGGAAUUAUGGAGAGUUCAUACUUCUAUGGAUAUUUGGUCACCCAACUUCCUGCUGGUUUUCUGGCAGCUAAAUACGCUCCCAAUAAAUUGUUCGGUAUUGCAAUAGGAAUGGGAGCUCUGUUAAACACUUUCCUUCCCGCUGCUUUCAAUUCGAAAAAUGAUACUUUGGUUGCUGUUAUUCAAAUCUUCCAGGGAUUAUUUACUGGUGUUGCUUAUCCAUCCAUGCAUGGUGUUUGGAGAUAUUGGGCUCCUCCUAUGGAGAGAAGUAAAUUGGCCACGACAGCUUUCACUGGAUCGUAUGCUGGUGCAGUACUUGGACUGCCUGUUUCCGCUUUUCUCGUAUCCUAUGUGAGCUGGGGAGCACCAUUCUAUUUAUAUGGUGUUGCUGGAAUUAUCUGGACUGUUCUUUGGUUCUCGUUAACUUUUGAAAAGCCAGCUUAUCAUCCUACUAUCACACAAGAGGAGAAGAAGUUCAUCGAAGAUUCAAUCGGAACUGUCUCCAAUUCGCAUCCAACAUUCUUCUCGAUUCCAUGGAAAGCCAUACUUACUUCGAAACCUGUCUGGGCCAUCAUCGUUGCCAACUUUGCAAGAUCGUGGACAUUCUAUCUCCUUCUCCAAAAUCAAUUGACAUACAUGAAAGAUGUGUUAGAUCUAAAUAUCAGUCAUUCCGGGUUAUUAGCCGCGCUACCUCAUGCUGUAAUGGGAGUUGUUGUAUUGUGCGGAGGACAAUUAGCUGAUUAUCUACGUGCUAACAAAAUUCUGUCGACAACGGCUGUUCGUAAAAUUUUCAAUUGUGGAGGAUUCGGAGGAGAAGCCGCUUUCCUGCUAAUCGUCGCUUAUACCCACAAAGAGUCAACUGCUAUGAUCGCUCUGAUUUUGGCUGUCGGAUGCUCAGGAUUCGCUAUCUCCGGUUUCAAUGUGAACCACCUGGAUAUUGCUCCCCGUUAUGCAGCCAUUCUGAUGGGUCUUUCAAAUGGAAUUGGAACUUUGGCCGGAUUAACUUGUCCCUUCGUAACAGAAAUGUUCACUUCUAAAGGGGCCCAUGGCUGGACUAAGGUAUUCUUACUUGCAAGUUUGAUUCAUUUCACUGGCGUUACAUUCUAUGCAAUUUAUGCGUCAGGAGAACUUCAGGAUUGGGGUGAACCAAAGGAAGAAGAAGAACCUUGGAACAAUACAGUACUGGGAAACAAGCCAGGUUCGGGAUAUGGAGCUGCUAAACAAGAUCCCCACAUUAGCUUGGCCCCACUACCAACAGCAGAUCAAAUAGCUAAACACCGAGCUGGAUCUAUAGGCGGUUCAACAGCGCCUCCUCCUUCCGGAUAUCAGCCCGUAUAUGGUGGACCAGGAGCUCAGACAAAUCCUUUUGCAGGCGCUUGGGAUGACUCAAACGGAACAGGAACCGCAAAUGCUACCGUAGCAGCGAAUCCAAAUUACCAACAGUAUCAACAAUGGUAG